CCAGCAUCCCAGUGGUCCAGCGGCUGUACACAAUGUCAUUUCUGCUCGACGUUCUUCCGGCGUUUCGCGAGCGGAACGGUCCGCACGAGUAAUGAAAGCCGGAUUGAAGUCCGCCUGGAAUACCGUCGACUGAUAAACGCGCGCUAGAGAUCGAACAUAUCCCAGAUUUACGGCAGAUUAUGAUACACAAGAAGGGCACGGGAUAAAAGCGUCGUAUUUAGAGAACGAGUAACGAGGAAACCGUGGAGGCCGAAGCGCAAGAUGUUUUCGAUGAGCCUUGUCUAAUCACGCACGUUUAAUCGCAAGACAAAAUGAUGUUCUCCUUAAUCAUCCUGAUUCUUUCUGUGGGAAUCUGCUACAGCAAUCCAGACGCUAAAAGACUUUACGAUGAUUUGCUCUCAAAUUAUAAUCGACUGAUACGACCUGUGUCUAAUAAUACUGAUACUGUUAUCGUAAAAUUAGGACUCCGUCUCUCACAGUUAAUAGACCUUAAUUUAAAAGAUCAAAUCUUAACGACGAACGUCUGGUUAGAGCAUGAAUGGCAGGACCAUAAAUUCCAGUGGGAUCCCUUCGAAUACGGUGGUGUCACUGAACUCUACGUGCCCAGCGAGCAUAUAUGGCUGCCCGACAUUGUACUUUAUAACAAUGCGGACGGGGAAUACGGUGUGACGACUAUGACUAAAGCCAUUUUGCACUACACCGGCAAAGUGCUUUGGACCCCUCCGGCAAUUUUUAAAUCCUCUUGCGAAAUAGACGUUAGAUACUUUCCCUUCGAUCAGCAAACCUGUUUCAUGAAAUUCGGCUCAUGGACGUACGAUGGUUUCCAAAUCGACUUAAAGCACAUUAAUCAAAAUGUGGGUGACAAGGUCGAAGUAGGUAUCGACCUGCGAGAAUAUUAUCCAAGUGUGGAAUGGGAUAUAUUGGGUGUUCCGGCAGAACGUCACAAAAAAUACUACCCGUGUUGUCUCGAGCCCUAUCCCGACAUUUUCUUCAACAUAACUUUACGUCGAAAAACGCUGUUCUACACGGUGAAUCUUAUAGUGCCGUGCGUCAGCAUUUCUUAUCUGUCGGUUCUUGCCUUUUACUUGCCGGCCGAUUCUGGAGAGAAGAUCGCUCUCUGCAUUAAUAUCUUGCUAUCGCAGACCAUGUUCUUCUUACUAAUAUCCGAGAUUAUACCAUCCACGUCGCUGGCGCUACCGUUGCUCGGCAAGUAUCUACUUUUCACGAUGAUCCUAGUCGGACUGUCGGUCGUGAUAACGAUCAUUAUUCUGAAUGUGCACUAUCGCAAACCGAGCACUCAUAGAAUGGCACCUUGGGUGAGAAGAAUCUUCAUCAGAAGAUUGCCAAAGCUACUUUUGAUGAGGGUACCCGACGAUCUUCUCAAUGAUCUUGCCGCGCAUAAAAUACAUGGAAGAGGAAAAUCAGCAAAGAAAAGCAAGUUUAACGCUGCUAUCGCGGCUGCGGCGCAAUCAUCGAUAAUAUCUUCGCCGGAUUCUGCCCGUCAUCAACGAAUCGACGGUUGCAACGGUUUACAUAGAACAACUGCUCAUAACCGAUUUUUAGUCGGUAGUUUAGGAUAUAAUGGACUCCCAACAGUCAUGUCUGGUCUUGACGAGUCGUUGAGCGAUGUAACGCCAAAGAAAAAAUACCCUUUCGAGCUGGAAAAGGCUUUGCACAAUGUCAUGUUCAUCCAGCACCACAUACAACGCCAGGAUGAAUUUAAUGCGGAAGAUCAAGAUUGGGGUUUCGUCGCGAUGGUUCUCGAUCGUCUGUUUCUGUGGAUGUUCACGAUAGCUUCAAUAGUUGGAACCUUCACUAUCCUAUGCGAAGCACCGGCACUCUAUGACGACACGAAACCGAUUGAUAUGGAAUAUUCCUCUGUUGCUCAACAGCAAUUUCUGCCACCUGGUCAGGAGUUGCUGAAGAAUAUCGUAUAAGCGUAUUCGUUCGAGCACGCGCGAUGUGUUUCUAUUAUCAGCAUGAAAGGGAAGCGGCGAACUGUCUUUCCGAGUAUAGCAAGUUGUGAUAGGUCAUGACCAUGGAACCGAAGAACCAUUUCCAAACGCGAAAUGCAGUUCGCAAUCGUUCAUUAUAUAUAUUAUAAUUCGUACUCGACAUUCAAAUUAUAUCUAGAUAAAUUAUAGUCUUAAAUUUUAAGACGUAUAUAUGGAGAAUUUUAAAACCGAAUAUAACUACAACAUUAGUAUAUAUAUUCGGUUCUAGGAACUGGCCUAAUGAUGAAAACGUGAUUUAAUUCUGAAACAGACAAUUCGCUGGCUUGCCUCGUGAGCGACGAUUACAACACGAUUAUAUUCCCGAAACAAAUUUGUAUUUGUAUCUACUAUUAUACGCGCAAAUAGUGUGCGACUCGUUCUUUGAUAAUGAUGACGUCUAUUGAUGUUUGCAAUGUUACAACAGAAGACUUCACGAUAGAUAUCAUUUGUAAAACUUUUGGUAACGUUGGUUACACAGACGAUAUAUAACAGUGGUAUCUUAUUCGCACAUUAAAAUCUAUAUAUAGGACUUUCAUGCUCCAAUUAAUAUCUUCCCGAAGAGCAAUCAAUUCAUAUAUGUAGCGUAGUUUUUCGAUAAAUUAUAAACUGAACUUUUUUCAUUACGAGAAUACGCAUAUACAUAUACAUACGUGUGUGUGUGUGUGUGUGUGUGUGUGUGUGUGUGUGUGUGUGUGUGUACACACAUAUAUAUAUACACACACAUACACACUUUGUUCGAUAUACCGAUGUACGCAUUGAAAGCCAAAAUAAAAAUUAAAAAAUCAAAAGUUAA
Monomorium pharaonis (pharaoh ant) is the source of this 2787-nucleotide messenger RNA. It is a transcript of the gene nAChRalpha2, whose product is annotated as acetylcholine receptor subunit alpha-L1. The coding region runs from base 312 to 1937 and encodes 541 amino acids. Gene Ontology annotation, cellular component: neuron projection; postsynaptic membrane; synapse. Gene Ontology annotation, biological process: nervous system process; monoatomic ion transmembrane transport; regulation of membrane potential. The transcript has 8 exons. Gene Ontology annotation, molecular function: transmembrane signaling receptor activity; acetylcholine-gated monoatomic cation-selective channel activity. The record is from RefSeq and is a predicted model, not a curated record. NCBI's taxonomy places the organism in Eukaryota, Metazoa, Arthropoda, Insecta, Hymenoptera, Formicidae.